This is a messenger RNA of Halichondria panicea, 1677 nucleotides long. RefSeq names its product hippocampus abundant transcript 1 protein-like. The transcript is spliced from 10 exons. Lineage: Eukaryota; Metazoa; Porifera; Demospongiae; Suberitida; Halichondriidae. Gene Ontology annotation, molecular function: transmembrane transporter activity. Bases 8 to 1627 code for a protein of 539 amino acids. Gene Ontology annotation, cellular component: membrane. Gene Ontology annotation, biological process: transmembrane transport. The record is from RefSeq and is a predicted model, not a curated record.
UUACAACAUGAACACAAAAAUUAGUGAUGAUGACACAAGGUCACAAGUUAGUAGGAGAAUGGAAAAAAUGAUGAGAGGUAGAGCUUUCAGUAGGAUAAAAAAUGUGUUCAGAAGAGGAAGGAAGAGGUCUUCAUCAGAAAGUGGUUGCAAUGACAUGAUAGAGGGUUAUGGCAAGGCGAGUGUUUCCCAUGCCACUGUGGUCAUCUUCCUAGAGUUCUUUUCCUGGGGCCUCCUCACUUCACCCACUAUACAGGCUCUCAAGACGGCUUUUCCCACUGGCACUUUCCUCAUGAAUGGCAUCGUACAGGGAGUCAAGGGCAUUCUGUCGUUCUUAUCUGCCCCCUUACUUGGGGCUUUGUCCGAUGCCUGGGGGAGGAAGUAUUUCCUGCUCCUCUCAGUGCUCUUCACUUGUGCACCCAUCCCCAUACUGCUCUAUAGUGCCACGGCCUACUUUAUUAGUGUGGCGAUAUCGGGAGUGUUUUCUGUCACUUUCUCCAUUGUGUUUGCCUACGUGGCAGAUUGCACAAGUGAGGAUGAGAGGACAUACUCCUAUGGACUGGUGUCUGCCACCUUUGCUGCUAGUCUGGUCAUCAGUCCGGCAUUGGGUACGUACAUCCUGAAUGCCAGCCCACUGCAUGGGGAGACACAAGUCAUUCUACUAGCUACCAUGGUAGCACUGUUCAACGUCAUGUUCAUUUGGUUUAUGGUGCCCGAGAGCCUCAAAGAGAGAAAAAGCAACUGGGGAGAGAUCAACUGGGACCAAGUGGACCCCUUUGCUUCCCUGCGUAAGGCUGGUAAAGACAUUCGUCUCCUGCGGCUCUCCAUCAUGGUCUUUCUUUCCUACCUCCCUGAGGCUGGCCAAUACUCAUGUUUCUUCCUCUACCUUCAAAAGGUGGUUGGAUUCUCACUGAACCAAGUGGCGCUGUUCAUAGCCGUUCUUUGUGUGACCUCAGUAGGUGCUCAGACUCUGGGCCUGACUUGGCUCAUGACCUUCUUUGGCUAUAAGUAUACCAUCAUCAUAGGGCUGGUUUUCCAGGCAGUGCAGCUGUUCAUAUAUGGAGUGUGGACCUCAAAAUGGCUGAUGUGGUUUGCUGGCAUAUUUGCAGCCAUAUCUUCCAUCAUUUACCCUGCCAUCAGCGCUUUGGUCAGCAAGAAUGCCUCGUCAGAACAACAGGGGGUGGCCCUCGGCAUACUCACCGGAAUGAGAGGGUUGUGUAAUGGGCUGGGUCCAGCUAUAUUUGGGUUCCUGUUCUGGGUGUUCCACGUUAAUCUUGGGGAAGCUGUUGGUGUCGGUAAGAGUGCUGUGGGUUUGAGUCCUGGACACAGCAGUACUGCAAAUAUUUCUGUGGCACCUAUAAUAGAGAAUGAGCUCUUCAAGGGUGUCCCAUUCUUGUUUGGAGUGUUUCCUGUGUUCCUGGCCAUCAUGGUAGCGUGUUGUAUCAAGGAAACUGAGCCAAUCAAAAUCAACCACUCUCGGAGAAAUUCCAACGCACCCUCCUCCUCGACUAGUACAGCAAUGACAUUACCUCUUAUAGAACAUGACAAUUCACAUGACACAUUGCAUCGAUCACCAGCUGACACUGACGCCCCAGUUUUUGUGGAGCUCACUAGACAAUCCUUGUUAUAGCAGAUACUUAUUUUGUUUAACCUUUCAAAUUCAUACUUCAGUGGAUUUUA